This is a messenger RNA of Populus trichocarpa (black cottonwood), 1391 nucleotides long. RefSeq lists its product as uncharacterized. Gene Ontology annotation, cellular component: cytoplasm. The record is from RefSeq and is a predicted model, not a curated record. Gene Ontology annotation, molecular function: aldehyde-lyase activity. Lineage: Eukaryota; Viridiplantae; Streptophyta; Magnoliopsida; Malpighiales; Salicaceae. The coding region runs from base 111 to 1151 and encodes 346 amino acids. The transcript has a single exon.
CACCAACAAACAAAACCCCAUAAAUAUCACACUCACCACAGUCACAAUCCAGACUUCAAAGUACAAUCCUAUCUAAUUUCGCUAUCCUCAAAAUCACCACCGCCACCGCCAUGCCAACCCUCACCCACCUCGCCGCCUCCGCCGCCUCUUCCCUCGCAUUUUUAAAUAACCAAAAACCCACAACAAAAUCCCUAAUUCCCCCCUCUAAUUUAAUCAAAUACUCCCUCAAUUUCAAAACCCUAAAACCCCCUAAACUCUCAAUCAAAGCUAAAUCCUCCACCUCUUCCAAUCCCUCCAUCGUCAAUGGCGCCUCUGCCCCCUCCGCGCCCGAUUCCCUAAAAUCACGCCUCCAAAACGGCGAAACUCUCUAUGGAAUAUUCCUCCUCAGCUUCUCCCCAACCAUUGCCGAGAUCGCUGGCCUCGCCGGUUAUGACUUCGCCGUCGUGGACAUGGAACACGGUCCUGGUGGCAUCACCGACGCUCUCCACUGCCUCCGUGCUCUCGCAGCGACUCGAACCCCGGCGAUCCUACGGUUGCCGGAGAGUUCUCCAACUUGGGCCAAAAAAGCCCUCGAUCUAGGCCCGCAAGGGAUUAUGUUUCCGAUGAUUGAAAGCCCUAAAAUGGCUAAGAAAGCGGUGUCGUAUUGCAGAUUUCCACCCGAGGGUAUUCGCGGAUCGGCUCAUACGGUAGUGAGGGCAUCUGAUUACGGAAUCGAUGAAGGGUAUUUGAGUAAUUACGCGGAGGAGUUAUUGAUCAUGUGUCAGGUAGAGAGCGAGGAAGGUGUGAAAAAGGCAGAGGAAAUCUCAGCCGUGGAUGGGGUUGAUUGUGUGCAAAUGGGACCGUUGGAUUUGAGUGCUAGCAUGGGGUAUUUGUGGGACCCUGGGCACAAGAAGGUUAGAGAGAUGAUGAGGGUAUCCGAGAAGGGAGUUUUGAAAGGCGGGGCCUAUUUGGGUGGUUUUGCUAUGCCACAUGAUGGACCCAUUGAUCUUAAGGCACGUGGAUAUCGUAUGGUGUCUGGAACAGUUGAUGUGGGGCUAUUUAGAAGUGCUGCUGUUGAUGAUGUGAGGAAGUUCAAAAUGAGUUUGAUUCAAGGGUCUGAUGACGAGGCGGAUGAUGGCAAAGAUGGUGAUGACAAGUACUGGAGUGAGUGAGAAAAACAAUUUUUUUUUUUUAAUUGGAAAAUAAUAAUUGAUGCUUUUAGUUGUUUUCUUCUUUCCGUAAAAUGUGUAGUGAGUUGGGUUUUUUCCCCUUAAUUUUGUUUAGAAUUUUGAUAGGAGAUGGGAUUAUCAAUUAGUCAUUGUGUUUACCAAAUCCCAACUUUAAUUGAUGUUUGAAUGUGAUGGACAAGUGGAUUUUUAAAAAUUAAUUUUGAGCCAAAGUUUUUUUGAGAA